Ostrea edulis (European flat oyster) is the source of this 1094-nucleotide messenger RNA. Its product is annotated as ubiquitin-conjugating enzyme E2 G2. The record is from RefSeq and is a predicted model, not a curated record. The transcript is spliced from 5 exons. Lineage: Eukaryota; Metazoa; Mollusca; Bivalvia; Ostreida; Ostreidae. Gene Ontology annotation, cellular component: cytosol; endoplasmic reticulum. The coding region runs from base 38 to 535 and encodes 165 amino acids.
CUACACUUUUCUUAUCUCCUAAAAUAAAAGAGUAAAUAUGGCAGGCUCAGCAUUGAAAAGGUUGAUGGCAGAGUAUAAACAGCUUACACUAAAUCCACCCGAGGGAAUAAUUGCUGGUCCAUUAGAUGAAGAAAAUUUCUUUGAGUGGGAAGCAUAUAUAAUGGGCCCUGAAGGUACUUGUUUUGAAGGUGGUGUGUUUCCUUCACGUCUUACGUUUCCACCAGAUUAUCCACUGAGUCCCCCAAAAAUGAAAUUUACUUGUGAUUUAUUUCACCCAAACAUAUAUCCAGAUGGAAGGGUUUGCAUCUCUAUUCUUCAUGCACCUGGAGAUGACCCAAUGGGAUAUGAAACCAGCGCUGAACGAUGGAGCCCGGUUCAGAGUGUAGAGAAAAUCCUUCUCUCGGUAGUCAGUAUGCUAGCAGAACCUAAUGAUGAAAGUGCUGCAAAUGUAGAUGCAGCAAAAACAUGGAGAGAUAACCAAGAAAAAUUCACAGAAAUAGCCCACAGAACAGUCCGUCAGUCACUGGGGUUAUAGUUUUAUGUGUGUGUUGUUUAUGUAGCCAUUCUGAUGUCAAGUUUUGAAAUUGAUAUACAUGUAUCUGUGAUCCCCUACAUGCCUCGGUAUGGAUUUAUUAUUGUGUAUCAGAAAGACGUCUUUAACUGUAUAUUUAACAUUGUAUGAUCUUGUGUAUCUGCAUUGUGAAUUUUACUUGCAUGUAAGUCAUACAUUCAAACCCUUAAAACCGAGGCAGGUAAUCUUUUAAGAUGCCAUUUUAGCGGUGACAAUGUGCUGUUCUGGGUUCCAUUGUUCAGUUAGGUACAGCACUGUGUAUAUACUUGUGCAUUGCCAUAAUUGUAUUUUGUUUAAAAUGGUGGUUGACGUACAUUUGUUUUGGGGUUUUAUAUGUGCAAUAACUGUGGAACAUGUGGUGAUAUUGUUCUGAUGUAAUUAUGUACAUAUAGUAAUACAUUAAACUGUGGGAUUUGUUAAUCAUGAAUUCAUAGUAUUUAAUAGUAAGUUUUAAAAAACCUGUAUUGUAAUUUCAUCUGAAUCUGGAGAACAUAUGAGGAAAAUAAAUGUACCUAUGAACAUA